UUCAAGAGAAGAGAGCUGCGGGUGCACAUUAUCGGGAUGAACAAUUACCGACGAUUCACGAAGAAGAAGAGGAACAUGAUCUUUGUGAGCAGAAGGACGUGGACGUCGCGCAGAAGGACGAGCUCCACAUGGAAUCGCAGCAAGAGGUUCUACUUCUAGAUGCGGUCGUCCAGGACAAUUUACACGAAGAUGAUGAACAUAAUUCGAAGCAACCAGACGAGGAGCAGAAGUCCAACAUCAAGGCGGCAAUAUUAAAGCAACAAGAAGAAGAUGAAUUCGACGUCGCAGGGACGAGCCGCGAGAAAAAAGUCCCGAAUUAUUGUUCUACGACGGGGGCAAGUAGUACAAGCCCCGCCUGGGUACUACGACAACUACAGGCUCCUCACUCGGGACGAGACAACUCCUCGUCGUCCACUGCUACCCCGGCUGAGACGGCCAAGAAGGAGAAUGAUCCGGUGGAGAUGAACAGAAAACCGUUCGGCAUGAAGAGGCUGGGUGGUUUACUCCCGUUCCUCAGCAAGGCUGCGUCGAUCCAAGCAGCACCAGUAAAGACAGAUGACCUCGUCCAAUGUGGCACUGUUUCUCUUUCCAGAAAUGCAGGAGGAGGAAGCACCAGCAGCCGUAGUAGUAGAGCACCGCUGGAUCAUAGGAAUGAUACUGAAAAUGAAGCAGUCUCCAAGCACCCGGAUAAAAGUUUUUCAAAGCCUGGGUUCAUUCGCAUCGACGGGCGGUGGUACCCGGAUUUUUAUACGGGUUCAAGGGAUGAACAGCCGAGAAAUACUACGGAGAACAACAAGGUCGAGAAUAAUUACCGGAAAAGCGGAAGCUCAAGCUCUUCCUUAAAAGUGUAAGUGUUUCACUUGUUCUACCUAACUACAAAAACGCUACAAUCUUGUCCAGCAAGUUGUAGACGGCGAAACCACAAGCAGCAAUCUCACUGCUUUGCUAAAAUGGCGCACCGAAAAACAAAGAGGAGAAAACCUUUACCAUGUUCCGUGACAGCCGCCACGACCUUGUUCACUGCAGCUGCAUUAGCGCUCCUCGCGAGAGUGGUUCUGUCCGAAAAGCCUUUUGUUCUUUCCUCUCAGAACCAAAACUGGUUUCCCGAUCACGAUUGCAGAAAUUCGGAGAAAUGGAACCACUGGCGGGAACAAAUCCGCGACCAGCCCACCUGGCUGCGGCCGGAGAACACGAAGGUGCAAGCGGGAAUUGUGGACUUCUACUUGAAGCAAAAUCCAUCUGGACAAGACCAAGCGUACCACUACAACGACCCGGCGGACCCAAGUGCUCUGCUCCCCCACGAAGAGAAGAUGUAUGAGGAUUGUUACCUCGGCGCCCUCUACUCCGGCCUUAUCGUCAUGCUGACCUGCUGGCUGCGACAAGACUCGUGCUACUUUGAGAACGAGCAGAAACUGCAGAGAAUGUUCCCGCCCUUGAGAGUCCUGAUCGGGACGGAGUGGCCAAUAUUGGAGACGUUGGCGGAGACAGAUUGGUCCGCGAGUCCGAGCGCAAAGGAUCUGCAAGUGACCUGCGAUUUUCCAACAGAGAAAAAACCGCUAGUGGACUGGACACGGUUCAAGGAAGUAUAGAAAAUGGUACUUCUUCUUCUAGUUCUAUCUUCUUCUGUAGUACCUGCGUCGUGAAGGCUGUUCUUGGUCGUGUUGGCUUCUGGAAUUUCAAUUUCAGUGCACCGCGUGUGCAUGUGGUGCAUGAGAAAUGUUGCUGUGUAGCAGGGCAGUCAUUUUACAUCACAAAUUCUUUCUAGGUUUUCACGACCUCGCCAAAUUCCUGGUUUGAUUACGCCGUGAAAAUCGCGUACGGCAGAGAGCUGGAGCAAAACACCCAAGUAGCCAUCGCCGAAUGCCCCCUUGGGUUCCUGACCGCGAACAUUGUGAAAGCGUUGCUUUGUGCGAACACGGAGUCCGUGUGUUUCCCCGCCCACGCCGGCGCGAAUUAUCGAGAAUAA
Molecule: messenger RNA, 1966 nt
Organism: Amoebophrya sp. A120
Lineage: Eukaryota; Dinophyceae; Syndiniales; Amoebophryaceae
Source: the annotation of a GenBank genome assembly